AUGGCACAAGGAUACGCCGGUGCUGGGAACGCAGUGGUUGCUGCUGCUCCUUUGCCUAAUUUCACUCGUCUGUUUUUCCCUCAAGACAGCUCAAACACUCUUCAAAUACCUGAACGCUUUAUCGUUGAACUUGAUAGACCUCUUCCACGGAUUUGUUCAAUUGAAAACCACCAUGGAGCUGUUUGGUCUGUCUUUUCCGAGACAAUAGACGGCAAGCACUAUUUUGCACGAGGAUGGUUUCGUUUUGCAAGAGAAAAUGCACUCCGCCGAGGUGACUUGCUCAUAUUCACCUACGAGAGACAUGGGUACUUUGUGCUCAAACAAUAUUGGGCUGGAACUCGUUUUCCCCCCUUCGAUAUGGCUGAAGCUUUGUGUAUGGAAAAUGAUGAGAUUGCUUCUAGUGCCGAUGAUGAUGAUGUUUGA
Molecule: messenger RNA, 423 nt
Organism: Salvia hispanica
Lineage: Eukaryota; Viridiplantae; Streptophyta; Magnoliopsida; Lamiales; Lamiaceae
Product: B3 domain-containing protein REM20-like
Molecular function (GO): DNA binding
Source: RefSeq, a predicted model, not a curated record